Pomacea canaliculata is the source of this 12195-nucleotide messenger RNA. Its product is annotated as protein dachsous-like. Gene Ontology annotation, cellular component: plasma membrane. Lineage: Eukaryota; Metazoa; Mollusca; Gastropoda; Architaenioglossa; Ampullariidae. Bases 578 to 10372 code for a protein of 3264 amino acids. Gene Ontology annotation, molecular function: calcium ion binding. Gene Ontology annotation, biological process: homophilic cell-cell adhesion. The transcript is spliced from 21 exons. The record is from RefSeq and is a predicted model, not a curated record.
GGGAGCUGCAGUCGUCGCCAGGAGGUACCGCCCGUGUCCCGCUCACACACCAGCGCGCUGCGGGAGGAAAAGCUGGGCGCCAGGAGGAGGAGUGAGUACCUGAUGGAGGAGUGCAGUUGCUGCCGGGAGUAACACGCUUGUGCCAGCCUCCAUUCUGACGGAAGUAGCAGGCAACUUGCUGUGUGUUGCGGAAUUAUUGCACCUGAGCUGCCUGACCAGGUGUGGCGAGCGUGUGUCCUGUGGUUGUGUCGCUGGCGUGGCUCCUAGUGUCAGGAGAUUUACCGUUGUGUGGAAUUACUCCUGUGUCUCCUACACACACGCUCACCUGCACACAAACAGUCACUGAGUCAAGUUGCUUUUGUUUGUACAUAUUACUGCACCACAGCAUCGUUGAUGGUAGUCUCACACACCUCGGUGUCAUCUUCAAGUGGCCGCGAGAUGCGUUGUCCGCGUGGACGCGAGUUGAAAGGGUUUUAGUGAGUCAGGAUUUAUUUGUUACACUUUGUCAAGUUCAGAUGGUCAGGACAGGAGACUAUGACCACAGGGGGCCUGGUUGUCAGCCAUUAUAGCCAUUACCAUGGUUUGUUGCCAUUGCCCCCACAGCCAUGGCUGCAUGGCUGGAAGCACUGUAAGGAAAAGGCACCCUGGCAGGUUGAAACAUCCACCUUGGAUGAUUUGUGCAACAAAGCGACCAUCCAUUAUUGUCGUGUCUGUGAUAGUUGUAAUAUUGGCUCAUAUACCUGCCGUGGUAGGAGUGGAGACCUCGGGACUUGUUUGUCAACAAGACAAAUGCAGUAUGAGUUUUACCAUCCCAGAGAAUAUUUCAGUGGAUUCUUAUGUUGGAACUGUGGGUGGUUCAGCAGGAGUGAGUCCCCCAUUUCUGGCAUUCAUACCCUCCACCUCUGAUGGUAGCACUGCUGAUGCCACCCAGGCAUUCCGGGUGAAUCUCGACACAGGUCAAAUAUUUAUCAAAGCACCACUGGACCGGGAGACCAACCCCAAUGGUUAUGCAUUUGUCCUGACCACAGUGAGCAAGCCUGUUGUUAUCGAGGUGACCCUGCAAGAUGUCAAUGACAACAGUCCGGUCUUUAGGCCUGACAGACUCACUCUGGAAUUUUCAGAGUCAGCGCCAGUGGGGACCAAAAAGCCUCUAGGCAGUGUCACUGACCCAGACCUGGGUGAAAAUUCCACUCGUACCUGCGAAAUAGUGUCUGGAAACAUUGACGAUGCAUUUUCUCUGCAACAGCAGUCAUCAGGCUUUGACAUCAUCUUAGACCUGAGGGUUAACAGCCAGCUGGACUACGAACUCCAUAGCUCCUACCUGCUCAUCAUCCGGGCCAUGGAUGGUGGUGGUAGAACAGGGGAGAUGCAGGUCAACAUCAAGAUACUGGACCAGAAUGACAACCAGCCCAUCUUCAACACCAGUAAAUAUGAGGUGCAGAUAGCUGAAAAUGUCACGGUGGGCACCAAGAUCAUACAGGUGCAGGCAACUGAUCAGGACUCGGAGCUGAACGGAAAGAUACGAUACUCCAUCGACAGAAAAACUGACCCAGAGAAUCGCUUCAGCAUUGAUGCCAACACCGGAGAUGUGAGGGUGGUCAAGCCGCUGGAUUAUGAGACACAACCCACGUACAGAUUAAAGCUGGAAGCUACAGACUAUGGUUCGCCUCCUCUUGCUGGAAAUGCUGCACUGGAUGUCAAGCUGGUGAACAUCAACGAGCAGCCAGCCAACAUCAACUUGGUCUUCCUACAGGGAGCCGACAGACAAGGCCACAUUCCAGAGAACACAGAGAAGGGGACGCCAGUGGCCAGGAUUUCUGUGGAUGACCCGGACAUGACAGUCGACCUGAAGGUCCAUGGAAAUAUCACCUUGCUGGGUGGGGAUGGGGUCUUCGGUCUACAGAUCACUGAUGGUGUCAUUUCUCUGAUCGUGGUGAACACUCCUCCAGACCGAGAGCAAAAAGCAUCGUACGACCUGACAGUCAUUGUCACAGACUCUGGCAAUCCGCCUCUUCGAGCUUCUGAGUCCUUCACCGUCUACAUCGACGAUGUCAACGAUAAUGCACCAGUGUUCACGAUGAACCCGUACAGAGGAGAAGUGCAGGAGACAGCGGGCAUUGGGACCUCGGUCCUUCAAGUCAAUGCCACCGAUGCCGACGAUGGCGAGAAUGCCAGGAUUCACUACUCCAUCCAGCCCAGCACCAGCCCGCAGUCAGGAUGGUUCACCAUCGACAGCAACACCGGAGUAAUUACCACCAACGCAGCCAUUGAUUGUGAAGUGAAUUCCCAGCCAUCCUUUGUGGUGGUGGCCCAGGACAGCGGGGACCAGCCGAGGUCUGGAAGUACCCUGGUGAUGAUCAGUGUGCGGGAUGUCAACGACAAGCAGCCGGAGUUCGAAACCAGUUUUUACAACGCUCGGGUACCGGAGGAUGCCAGGGUUGGAGAGUGCAUUUUACAGGUGCAUGCAGUGGAUCCCGAGUGUGGCACCAGUCCGGUGACGUAUCAGCUGGCCAGGAGCGCGGACACGCCGCCAGAGUUCAUAGUUCAGGAGGGCACCGGGAGGAUCUGCAUCCAGCAGCCGCUGGACUACGAGCGCAACGCCACCUACCAGUUCCUCGUGCAGGCCGUCGACAGAGAGGGCCUGACGGCGUCGGCUGUGGUGUACGUGUUGGUGAAGGACGUCAACGACAACAGCCCCUACUUCGAGCCCCUGCGCUACUCGCUCAACGUGGAGUCGGCCAUGGUGCCGGGGCCCCUGCUGACCGUGCAGGCCGCCGACCUCGACUCCGGCAUCAACGGCACCGUCACCUACUCCUUCGUCAACGACAACACCGCGCAGGGCCUCUUCACCAUCGACGCCGGCAGCGGCACCAUCUCACUGACCAGGUCCUUCCCACCGGCCACUAACCGCGUUUACCAGCUCAGCGUGCAGGGGAGGGAUGGCGGCGGUCUGCUGUCCCCCCAGGCGGCGCAAGUCAACAUCAGCGUGUACAGCGGCGACCUGCACCCACCCGUCUUCACCCUCACCAUGUACAACUUCACCGUGCUGGAGAACGUGCCCAUCGGCUCUCGGGUAGGCCGGGUGGAGGCCACCAUGUCGUCUGGCAGCACAGGCAUCGUGUACACCAUCCAGUACGCCAGUCGCAACUGGUUCCGCAUGGACAGCAGGACGGGGGAGAUCUUCACCGCCGCGCAGCUGGACCGCGAGACCCAACCCUCCGUGCUGCUCACUGUGCAGGCACAGUCGCCACAGCCCUUGUACUCCAUGGCACAGGCCAACUUCACUCUACUUGAUGUCAACGACAACUCGCCCGUCUUCCCAGCGUUCAGCGUCCAGACCAUCGAGGUGAGGGAGGAGUCGCUGCGCCAGGACCCGGUGUACAUCGCCCACGCCGUGGAUGUCGACGCCGGCAAUAAUGGCAGCGUCAUGUACCGCCUGGCCAACGACUUCGGCGGCCUCUUCGCCAUCAACCAGGUGAGCGGCGAGCUGUACCUGCGCGACACGCUGGACUACGAGAAGACCAGCAAGUACAGCCUGCAGAUCGUGGCCGAGGACCAGGGCGCGGACGUCAGACGGAACGCCAGCCUCACUCUGACGGUGAACGUCAAGGACGUGAACGACAACCCUCCCGUCUUCACCCAGAGUGUCUACGACUUCUACGUCAGUGAGGACGUUUACCUGGGCUACACCUUCGGCCUGGUCAACGCCACCGACAUCGACUCCGACAACAACGGUCGUGUCUCGUACUCGCUGGAGUCCUCGCCCUACCUGUCUUUGUUCGGCAUCUUCACCGUCACAGGUGUGCUCAACACCCGAGACACUCUGGACCGCGAGAUUCAGGACUUGUACACCCUGGUGGUCACCGCCACAGACCACGGCAUUCCCCAGCUGUCGGCCACCGCUUCCAUCAGGAUCCACAUCACCGACGCCAACGACAACAACCCGGAGUUCUCGCGGAAGGAGUAUAAGUUCACGAUCCCGGAGAACCAGCCGCGCGGCACCCGCGUGGGACAGGUCACGGCCUCCGACAGGGACACCGGCGACAACCAGCGGCUGCAGUACCAGUUCGCCGCACCUCAGACCAGCUUCGUCAUCAACACUCUGAAUGGAGAGGUCACGACCCUGGAAAGUCUGGACCGCGAGCUGCAGGAGGACUACACCCUCAACAUCUUUGUCACGGACUCGGGUACUCCUCAGAGGAGCGACACCGCCACCAUCAAGGUGAAGGUCAUGGACGUGAACGACAACGCCCCGGUGUUCACCACACCAGACGGUCAUCGGGAGUCAGUACCCGAAAACCGACCCAAGGGUAUCCAGGUGAUGAAGGUUGUCGCCCAGGACCCGGAUGCUGGCGAGAAUGGGACCGUCUCGUACGCCCUGACACAAGAUGGCAGCGACAGCGACGCACUUGCCUGCUUCGCCGUCCAUCCCACGUCAGGCUGGAUCACCACCGACGAAGUGCUUGACUUUGAGACGAGGAAGAACUACACUCUCCGAGUCGUCGCCCACGACAACGGCAGCCCUCGCCAGUCCAGCCACCAGCUCAUCUACAUCAGCGUCCUGGACGACAACGAUGAGGCGCCGCUUUUUCACGCCAAGCACGUGACCUUUGAUGUGGUGGAGAACGUGUCCAUAGGGACGGCGGUGGGCGUGGUCAAGGCGGAGGACAAAGACUCGGGGGAGAACGGGCGCGUGACCUACUACCUGGUGGGGGGAAACGUCUUCAGCCUCUUCGCCGUGGAGCCCUCGACCGGCGUCAUCCAGUCCGUGCGCAACAUCGACUUCGAGGAGUCGUCGUCGCACACGCUCAGCAUCCAGGCCAUCGACAACAACGCCAUCUUCCCGCAGAGCAGCAACAUCAGCGUCACCAUUAACGUCAUCGAUGUCAAUGACAACGAGCCAGAGUUCGACAGCGACCCGGUCUUCCUGCGGCUGGUGAAGGAGAACACCGCCGUCAGCUACGUGGUCCACACCUUCAUCGCCACGGACCGCGACUCCGGCCCCAACGGUACGGUGCGCUACUCCAUCGCCUCCGAGUCUGCCUCCGGCCCCAGCCCCGCCUCCGGCCGCUACUUCAACAUCGACGCCGUCAGCGGCGAGCUGAGCGUGGCCAGAGCCAUCGACUACGAGCGCGUGCACACCGUGGCCGUCAUCGUGAGCGCCAUGGACAUGUGUCACGUGCCCACCUGUGUGCUGAGUGCGCUGGUCACGACUGUCGUCUUUGUGCUCGACGUCAACGACAACCCGCCGGUGUUCGAGUCGCAGACGGAGGUGCACGUGUUUGAGGACGAGCCUGUCGGCUACCCGCUCAUCUACGUGGUGGCGGUGGACGUCGACUCCAACCAGGACGACAGCGGCAACAACGUCAUCACCUACAGCAUCGUGUCCGGCAACCAGGACGGCAUGUUCCGCCUCGACCCUGUGGCUGGUCUGCUGACUAUUGCCGAGCCGCUGGACCGCGAGAAGAAGUCGCAGUACAUCCUCAACAUCACCGCCGAGGACUCCGGCGUGCCCAAGAUGGCGGCCUACCAGCGGUUGCUGGUGUCGGUGGAGGACGUCAACGACAACCGCCCCAUGUUUGACUUUCCCCGCUACGAGACCAGCAUCCUUGAAAACAAACUGCCGGGCAGCUCCGUCCUCACCGUCCGCGCCACCGACAGGGACGAAGGCAUUAACGGCAACCUGACCUACCUCAUUCCUAGCGGCAUGGCUGGCGACAAGUUCGCUGUGGAUCCUCGGGGCGGCCACAUCACCACCACUGUCAGCCUGGACCGGGAGGAGCGGAGUUACUAUGUCAUCACAGAUAGUAAACAGUACGAGCUGCAGAUUGCUGAGAACCGCCCUCAGACCAACAUCAUCACCCUCGUGGCCUCUGACCUCGAUGCCAACGCCAACGCCGCCAUCACCUAUACCAUAGCCAGCGGCAACGAUGGCAGCUUUCAAAUCGACGCGACCACAGGUCAGCUGUCGUGUAAAGCACUGGACCGUGAAGUGGUGGACAGCUACUCUCUGCUGGUCAACGCCACGGACCACGGUCAGCCACAGAAGUCCGGGUUCACCCUGCUGAGGGUGAGGGUGUUGGACAAGAACGACAACAGUCCGCGGUUCAGCGAGCUGACCUACACCGCCAACAUCCCUGAGGACGUGGCGCGGGGUCACACCGUCAUGAGGGUCCUGGCCUCUGACCCCGACCAAGGUCAGAACGGAGAAGUGGCGUACUACCUGGGCAACGACACUGACGGCUUCUUCACGGUCAACAGCACAUCUGGCGACAUCGUCAGUCCGGGGUUCAGUCUGAGGAGUUCAGCUACAGGGGUGUUCGACCGCGAGAAGAACGCGUCCUUCGUCUUCAACCUCUUUGCGUCAGACCGAGGCGGCUCGGGCCCUCGCAACGCCACCGUCCAGAUCCGGGUGACCAUCAGCGAUGUCAACGACAACGCCCCUGUGUUCCAGUACAGGUGCCCGGUAAGGGCGGACGACCCUGACGCAGGUGCUAACGGUAGUGUCACCUAUCAGCUGCUGAGCGACAGUGGCAACAGUUUGCAGUAUUUCGAGAUCAUCAGCUCGUCGGGUCUCAUCAGGUCCAAGACCUCGCUACAGUCGGCACUGGGCUACCACAGCCUCCUUGUAGUAGCCACAGACCGCGGUACACCUGCCCUGACCUCCACAGGUGUGGCGGAGAUCGUGGUGGGUAGCAGUAGCCCGCAGCUGCAGUUUCAGAGCAUCGAGUACCGCGUGGACAUUCCAGAGAACUCGCCCGUCAACACGACAGUCGGCACAGUGCGAGCCAACUUAGCAGUCCGACAUCGUUACCAUCAGCCGUACAGCUUCGACCAACGGCAACCAUUUCAUUACACCUCAAUAAAUGCAGCCCAGAUAAGGGAGUACAUCAUUCUGCCCCCGUGGUGCUGUCGGUGGGAAGUUAAGCACAGGAUUUAUGAGUUAAUGACGGGCGUGUUCGUCAUCACUGUGGAGUUUAGUGGUGGCUGCAGCACAGAGGGACUUCACUUUUCCAACAAGGUUACCAAGGGCAGGGACCAGAAUGAUGGAAGUCAGUUCGCUGCUGUCGUUUGUGACCAAAGAUUUUGUGUGAUGACUUCCGUUAAAAUAAAGUCGAUGUUGAUGUUGACUGACGCGCUGUGCGAUGUGCAGGUGACUGACGGGAAGACGACUGUGACCACCAUCCUGGAGGUGUUUGUGGAGGAUGAGAACGACAACGCCCCCGAGUUCCUGCAGCAGAGCUACCAGGUGAUGAUGGCGGAGCAGACGCCGGCCAUGCAGUCCGUGUUGACCAUCACCGCCACCGACGCCGACGAUGGAAACAACGCCGUCAUCACCUACAGCCUGGUGGCCGCCUCCCUGCCUUCCUUCUUCAUCGACCCCACCAACGGCACCAUCUACACCAACAAGACCAUCACGUCAUCAUCCGCGGAGACGGUGGUGCAGCUGGUGGUGAUGGCGCGAGACAAGGGCACCCCUCCCCUCUCCUCCCUGGUGGCCGUGCAGGUGCAGGUGGCGGCCGUUAACAAGUUCCGACCAGAGUUCACACAGAGCAACUACACGGCUCAAGUGCGAGAGUCUGUGCAGAAGGGCACGGUGAUACUGCAGGUGAGCGCGACGGACGCCGACUUUAGCCGGCGCAGCGACAACGUCCACUUCGUGCUGUCGGGCCCUGGCGCCGCCGCCUUCUACGUGGAGAGUACGACCGGCCGCGUGCUGGUCAACGCCGCCUUGGACUACGAAAAGGUCAAGCUGUACGACCUGACGGUCAUGGCCAUCGACCGCGGUACGCCACCGCGCAACUCCACGGCCCCCGUGCGCAUCGACGUCAUCAACGACAACGACAACCCGCCGUCCUUCGUGCAGCGGCGCUACAGCGUGACGCUGGCGGAGAACUUCACGGCUGGGCAGGUCUUCCUCACCCUGCAGGCCAUCGACGCCGACUGGCCCACCGCCGCCCCCAACGACAACAUGGAGUUCAGCAUCACUUCCGGAAACAGCGACGGCGUCUUCUUCAACUACAAGACUGGGGGGCUGGUGGUCUUCACACAGCUGGACUACGAGACCAGGGCCUGGCACCGCCUCAUCAUCCGCGCUGUGGACUGCGCCCUCUGCAACUCCUCCGAUCCUCGCCUCUCUGCUUUCGUCACGGUGGACAUCAACGUGACGGAUGUGAACGAGUUCUGGCCCAAGUUUCCCGUCACACACUACUACCAGAGUGUGUCCGAGAACCAGCCGACCGGCCACACGGUAUUUCAGGCGCACGCCAACGACCAGGACGGAGGAGAGUACGGCAAGGUGACCUACUCGCUCGUGCCGGAGAAGGACGCCAGCUUCUUCAGCAUCAACCCCCUGACCGGUGAGGUCACCACUAACCGGACCUUCGACUACGAGACCGAGCUUCGCCACACCUACAACAUCACCAUCCGAGCCUUCGACCCCGACAACCGCAGCGACACGGUGGGCGUGACCAUCAGCACGACGGACGAUGACGAGUACCGGCCCAUGUUCAGGCAGAACACCUACACCUUCACCGUACCUGGCAGCGCCAAGACCGGCCGCUACGUGGGCACUGUGGCCGCAACGGACCAGGAUGGCGGAGCGGCCGGCCGCCUGGUGUACUCCCUGGACACGCCCAGCGACUAUUUCCAGGUGGAGCCACUGUCCGGCAACAUCAGCGUGGCUCUGACGCUGCACGACGACGUGCCCCCUGGCGGCGGGGAGGAGGGCCUGCAGCGCCGCAAACGCGCCAUGCGGUACGACAGCGAGCAGCUGACCGUGCGCGUGUCCUCGGGCCUGGAGGCGUCGCUGUACAGCACGGUGUCGUGCGACAUCCAGGUAGACCGCACGUGCCCCGGCUGCCAGGUGCCGGCGUCGCAGACGAUGGAGGGUGGGGGGCUGAGUGCCGUGGCAGUCGCCAUGAUCGUGUUGGUGUGCGUGCUUGUGCCAGCUGUCGUGGUCGUACUGCUGCUGGUCUUCUACUGCCGCCGCCGCACGCGCAAGCAGCCUCCGCUCCCGCCGACACACGGUGGGGGGUACAUGAGCCGCAGCAACGUGCCCGGCAUCAUCGCCCCUCCCGCCGACGAGGUGAAGGUGCCGACCAUGUACAAGGAGGUGUUGCACUUUCGCCACCGCGGCCAUCCCAACGCUACCUCCUCCGACAUGUCGGAACAGUCCAACAACUCGGCCUCCAGCGGCCGCGGGUCGGCGGAAGUGGAAGAGGAAGACGAGGAAAUUCGCCAGAUCAACUCCAACAGCUACCUCACCAACUCCGCGGGCUUCCGCCACAAGACCAUGCCGGACUCGGGCAUCCAACAGGACGACGACACGCUGUCAGAACCCUCGGCCACCACGCACCAGGAGUACCUGGCCCGCCUGGGCAUCGACUCCAGCAAGAUCGGCAAGCCGCCAGUCAGCAAGGUCGCAGGGGGCAAGGUCGGCGCUGACAUCGCCUUCUCGGUGGAGAGCAUGCACCAGUUCUCCGACGAAGGGGGCGGGGAAGGUGUGGUAGACAUCGACAAGCUGACGGACACCGAGGUGGACGAGGAGGUGGCCAUGAUCGACUGCUCCAGUCGCCACCUGGCGGCAGGCCCCGUAGGCCUGACAGGCAUGUUUCACGAGCCUGGCUCGCACCAGGCCGCCAGUCUGUCCAACGUGGUGAACAGCGAGGAGGAGUACUCGGGCUCCUACAACUGGGACUACCUGCUGGACUGGGGACCGCAGUACCAACCGCUGGCCCACGUCUUCGCCGAGAUCGCCAAGCUCAAGGACGAGUCGCUGACGCCCCGGAAGCAGCCGGUCAAAACGGUUCCCCAGCGGCGCAUCGCCAGCGGCACAGGACUGCCCGUCCCCCAGACCCGAAUCGUCCCGCCCCCGCUCAUCACCAAUGCCCCGCCCCCCGUGGUGGAGCCGGUGGCGGCGGGGAGCAGAGGGUCGGGCAGCAGCGUACAGGUCAAGGCCAGUGGGAGUGGCGGGGUCAGGCAAGCCUCCGCACCCAGCACCAGCUCGUCCGGCGCGCGCUCACAGCGCACCAGCGCCAUGAACUCUUCUGUUCCCAGUCUUCCACGUUCACCCAUCAGCUACGAGUCCAGCUACACCUCCCCCGCGCUCACCCCUUCGUUCACUCCCUCCCUGUCCCCGCUCGGUGCUCGCACGCCUUCCAUCUCCCCCGCCCUCAGCGGACACACCAGCGGACACGCUAGCAGCGCGCACGGCUCUGGACACAACACGCCUGGCAAAGCUGUCUCACACAUCCCACACCACAAACUGCACAACCACCCUGGUCACCGCGGCCCGCCGCAUCCGGGCAGCAGCAACGGCCACGUGACUCUCAGUGCUUCCUCGGACUCGGAGAGGGAGUUCAGGAUAUGAGAGGUGGGCAGGGAACCGGGGGGUGUUGGAAGGGUGUUCACGCUGGCUCUACUGCUUACGCCUGUGUGAAGUUGUGUUCACAUUGGCUUAGUUGUUCACAGGUGUACACGCAAUGUGUUGAGAAAACCGCAGAAUGCACCAGGCGUGUGUGUGCCUGCGUGUGUGUGUGUGUGAAGAUUGCCAAGCGGAAGUACUGUGAUGUGAUGGCCAGCUGACUGGUUGGUGUGGAGACGAGCCUGAGAUGUCACUGACCUCUGCAGGAAUGACCUCUUGGUUUAAGAACUCAAGGCUGCAGGCGUGACCGGCAGUGUGACAGGUGGGCCUGGACUAUCGUCACGUGUCGAAGGAGGUGGACGACCUCGCGCCUCCUGACACCCGUGACGUCAGACUUGUAUUCAAUCGAUGGCUGACUACCUUUUGUUGCUAUGCAACGAAUGAUAAGCACAGAGUAUGCGUGUGAUGGACACUGGAAACUACUGAAAACAACGGAUGUGAGUGAGCGACUUUGGCGAGCGGAUAUGGAGUGAGGAGGGUGAGCUCGUGCAUGGCUGUUGGUGUGUUACCGAUGUCAACAAAUGAUCAGCGUGUCUGUGUGUGUGUGAUUGCAUGAAAUGUUUGCAUCACGUGUAGCUCUUUCAUACCUGUACUGUGCUUACGCUGUCGUGCUCGCCUGCUUGCUCGGGUGCAUGCAAGUCCGCUGGCGCAUAAGUAUUUCCCACAAGUCCGUGUAGGUGUGUAGGUGUGUGUAUGUGUGAACGUGUAACACCUGCAAGUAAGAUUUCAUGGUUUAAAAGAAUCAUCCGACUUAGAGACAAAUAGUAAACUGUGGGACUUCUUCCAGCUGUGUGACUUGUAUUUAUUGUGAUAUAAGCGGCAGCAAGCCAAAGAUCAAGGCCAUUGAGGUGAGAAGUGACAGGUGAGCACAGGUGUGUUUGUAUUCACCAUCGCUCCGUGUCGGGGGAGCAAGCAGUCGCCAAUACUCAGUGCUGGGACCUACAACGGUGCCAUCCUUACCUCCUGAUGUCUGCUUACUGUUAGUUUGUGCUCUGUCUCUCGUUAUCAACUCAUUUGCACGAUAAACAAUCAUCACCUGCAGUGUCGUGGCCAGAUGAGAGUCAGACCAGACUGUCGACUAACAUGUCCGUGGUGUUGCAUUCUUCAUGUCUUCUGUCAUCUGUUGCUACUGUAUGUCGGUGUAGCUAGGGUGUCUGGUCACAAACACUUCACACGGACUUGGGAGGCAGAUAUGACAAGAACUAUUUUGUAAUGUGGAUGUGCUUACAGUGCUUCCAUUGAACGCUUCGUUUCCAGAGUGUGCCAGCGUCCUGCCAACCACAGGGUGAUAAUGAGGAUAAUUGUUGUCAGGCCUGCAGUGUGUCUGAUGGUAUGAAAGGUAAUUGUAGCCUACAUAAGUGCACCGUAGUGAAUGAAACUGAAAUUCAGAUUGAUGGGUGUUACAGUAGAUGAUAUUCAGUGUAUAUAUAUAUCUCGAGUAAGUCGACUUCUAUCGUCAGCAUUGGCAUGAGAGGUGUUCACACCAUGUGUUCUGCAAAUUCGUUGAAGCUUUUUGAUAAAUUUAAUGUCUGCAGGAUUUGAAAUGUUACAAGGUCAACAGGCUUUUGCAGAAAUUGUGUAAAUAUGAAGUAUUUGAAGUAUUUCACACGUUGGACGUUCUAUUUUUGGAAGAACUGUGACUGCGCUGUUUCUCAGAAUCAAAAGACGAUGUUUGUACGUUGAUGUUGAUGUUGGUACGUUGGGCGAGUUGUAGGGACGCAUGGGAUGUAUGACCAGCUGUCGUUUCUGCAAUAAACCAUCAACUGUCA